AUGGCAGCAGGGCCUGGCGGCGCAGAGCGGGACGGGAGGCCCGGCGGGACGGCCCCGGUUCUCGGCCCCGGUUUGCCCGUCGUUCCUCUGGAGCGGCGGGGCCGAGGCUCGCCGCAAGGAGAAGCGGAACAGAUUCAGAUGUAUGAGAUCCUUCACAAAGCGGGAGGAAGUUAAAGAACAGCAGUGAAGUGCAAGCAUGAGGACAAGGGGCAGACAGUGGCUGUUAAAAUAUUGUAUGAGAAAUCAGAAAAAUCUGUUAACAAAACCACAAUGAGGGGCGUAAAGUUUCUACGGUGAUUUCAUCAUAAGAAUAUUGUCAACCUGAUUCAUGUAUUUAGGCAGAAAAAAAAGCUUCACUUGGUGUUUGAAUUUAUCGAUCAUACAAUUCUAGACGAGCUCCAGCAUUAUUUCCAUGGAUUGGAUAACAAAAGGCAAAAAUACCUUUUCCCAUUACUACAAGCAAUCGAGUACCAUCACAACAAUAAUGUCAUACACCAUGAAGUCAAACCUGAGAAUAUUUUGUUAACAAAAAGUGGAAUUACUAAACUUUGUGAUUUUGGUUUUGCUUAAACAUUAGCUACCCCUGGUGAUGCUUAUACAGAUUAUGUGGUUACGUGAUGGUACGGGGCUUCUGAACUGGUUUUAAAAGACCCCACAUAUGAAAAAUACAUGUGGGGGUUUCGGGGCAGGGGGGAGGGGUGGUGGUGGCAUCUGUAA
Haliaeetus leucocephalus (bald eagle) is the source of this 717-nucleotide messenger RNA. It is a transcript of the gene CDKL3, whose product is annotated as cyclin-dependent kinase-like 3. Gene Ontology annotation, cellular component: nucleus. Gene Ontology annotation, biological process: positive regulation of dendrite morphogenesis; negative regulation of axon extension; dendrite extension. Gene Ontology annotation, molecular function: ATP binding; cyclin-dependent protein serine/threonine kinase activity. Lineage: Eukaryota; Metazoa; Chordata; Aves; Accipitriformes; Accipitridae. The record is from RefSeq and is a predicted model, not a curated record.